AUGAGCAGCGCGGAGCCGCCGCUCGGCGCCGGGCCGCGGGCUCAGCCCGCCUGGCAGCGGGAGAUCCUGGAGCGCAAGCGGGCCAAGCUGGCGGGGGCGGGCGGCGAGCCCGAGCCCCCCGCCGGGGAGCGGCUGGUGGUGGCCGAGAGCCUGGGCCCGCUCCGGGAGAACCCCUUCAUGCGGCUGGAGAGCGAGCGCCGCCGGCUGCGGCAGGGGCGGCCCGGGCCCGGCGCCGCGGCGCGGCCGCUGCAGCAGCUGCUGGAGCUGUACAGCGCCGUGCCCGGGAUCCGCACCAUCCGCGCCGACAACAUCCUCAUCAUCGAGUCCCGCACCGACCCCGCCGCCUGCUUCGCCGCGGGGGACGCGCCGCCCGCCCGCCGCCGGGACCCGGCCGGCCCCGACCCGCUGCGGGAGCUGCUGGCCCGGCGCGGGGCCGCGCUCGCCGAGAUCCGCGCAGACCAGGUCGUCAUCUACGAGACGGGCGAGCCGCCGGAGCCGCCCGAGGCGGCCGAGCCGGGCACCGUCAGCCGCCUCCUGGAGAAGUUCGGGCAGCGCCCGCGGGGCCGCCGCCGCCGCGGGGGGGACGCGCUGAGCGGGACCGGGACCGGCGGGGCCGCGGCUCUUCCGCAGGUGGGACCGGGCGCUGCCCGGGCCGCGGGGCCCGGCGCCCCCGCGCCCAUCCACAGGGGCCCCGGCUCCCCCCGGGCCCCGGCGCCAAAGGCGGCACCGGCAUCCCCGCCCGCGGUCCGCGCCGCUCCGCAGCCGCUGCCGGCGGCCCCCCGGGCUGCCACCCCGGCGGUGCCGGCCGCCCAGCCCGCUGUCCUGCAGCCGGUGUUCCCCGGGCUGCCACCCCAGCCCACGGCACCGUCCCGGGCUGUCCCCCCCCAGCCGCUGCCGGCUCCCCCGCGGGCUGUCACCCCCGAGCCCGCGGCACCUCCCCGGGCUGUCACCCCCCAGCCCGUGUCCCCCAGGCAGCUGGCUCCCCCUCGGGCUGUCACCCCGCAGCCCUCGACCGCCGCCCGGGCUGUCGCCCCGCAGCCCGCGGUUUCCCCGGGCCGUCACCCCGAGCCCGGCCCCCAGCCCACCCCGGCUGCCCCCCGGGCCGCAGCCCCCCAGGCGGUCCCCGCCGCCCCCAAGGCUGCAGCCCCCCAGGCCAACUGCUUCCUCCACAAGAUCAGCUCCAACUCGUUCACCGUCACCCCCCGGGGGCAGCCCCCCAGCGCCCGCGUCCCCGAGCCCGGAGCUGUCCCCGCGGGCCGCCCCGCGCCGCCCAAGGGGCCGCCAGUGCCAUCCGCCAGCCCUUCCCAUGCCAGAGCCAACGCCAGGAGGCCAAAGCCAGAGGAGGCCGAGGCGCCCGUGUCGCCCCUGCCCAGUGCCAGUCUGGCCCCCCGUGCCACCGGCGCCACUCAGCCGCUCUCCGCCUCAGCCCCCCGGGCCGGGGGCUCCUUCGAGAUCCACCCGGCCCCCAAGCCCGACUUGGCGGCCAUCCCAGCCCACGACCUGCAGGCUCAGGCUCUGGCCAAGCUGCGCCUGAAUUCACGCAAUUCCUUCCUGUUCGUGCCCCGGCGGGAGGGCGGCCCGGCUCGGCCCCCGGCCCACAUUGCCCGGCCGGGGCCACCGCCACCGCCCUCGGAGGAGAAGGCAGCGAAGGAGCCCCCGAGGGCUCCCGCCCCGGAGCAGGAGGAGCCCGUGGCUUCCCCGCCGGCGCCUCUGGACCCGUUGGUACCUGUGACUUACAUCGAUGACAUUGUGGAGCCGGACAGCGGGGAGGUUUCUCCCAGGGCCGGCUCGACUGCGAGGACGGGGAGCUUGGAUCAGCCCGGGGGAGCUGGGCCUGACCUGGAGAUGGAGUUCUCCUCCGUGCCCCUCUACAGACCCCACUCCGCGCCCCACCAGAGGGGAGGCAGCACCUUCACUGUCGUGCCCAAAAGGAAGCCCGUUGCCUCGGGGCUGCAGACUCUCGCUGAUGCCAGCGGAAAGCCGCAGCGGGAGGAAGAGGACGAGGAGGAGGAGAGCAAAGGAAGAGGCAAAGCCAUGGAGAACGCUGAUGGGCCCCAGGUGGGGAUACCCCAUAAAAAGCGCUACCCCUCGGUGAACGAGAUCGAAGUGAUCGGAGGGUACCUGUCCCUGGAGAGGUCCUGCAUGAGCAAGACGGGCUCCCGCCGCAAGAAGAUGAAGAUCUCCUUCAAUGAGACAAGUUUGCAGACUAUGUUCGAGUACCCCUCGGAGAGCUCCCUGGCAGAGGAGGAGGAGGAGGAGGAGGAAGGCCACGCUUCGGAAACAGAGGAGGAGAAAUCUUGCCCCUUUUACGUUCCACGCCCAAAUGGCACUUUGCAUCCCAGUACACCCAACUCAGAUUUAUCCAGCUACACCCCAAAGCACUCCGUGAAGUUCAGCGAGUGGCAGGAGCAGAAGUAUGAGGGUCCUGCUGCAGAGGGACCCCUCCCAAAGGAAGCUGAUUCCCAUGGGAACCAGGACAUGCUCACCCCGGCAGAGAAGGGCGGGCUCUCGGAUUUCAGCAGCGAGCCCGCGCUCUACUUCUGAGGGACUCACCGCGGUCCUGCAGCAGCAGCUGCUGGGCAGGACGUGUCAGUGCAGCUGCCCCGAGCCCGCACAGCGCCCGCCCUCCCGCCCCGCCGCCUGCGCUGCAUCCCGAUGCCAAGGGGGGACCAGGUGCUGUCGGGCAUCUCCGGAGAAUAUUUGCACUGGAUUUUGGGACCUAAUUACUACUUUUGAGGCGUAUGAUUCAUUCUGCCUGUGGCCUUGCACGUUCCUUGUUCAAGAUCGGCUGCUGAUUAGGCGAGUGUGUGAAGGGCAGAGCUGUGAUCCCGGGAUGGAUGUCGAUUCUCUCGGUGCUUGUCUGAGUCCAGGCACUGUGUGGGGUCUGGACAGUUCCUGUAACGCUUUUCCCAUCAGAGGCCUCAGUGGAGAAUGGCUCUGGAGUUGGAGCAAGCACUGGGAGCAUCUGAGCUGGAUUCACAGCGUGGCUGUGAUUGACAGGUGGGGUGUCAGUUUGGAAAACCAUUGCUUUGUUCUUGGCAUGUUUCUGGGACUGGUUUCACUGAACCAUCAUGGAAUCAAUGUGCCCGUUCCGUGCCUGUGGAGUUCACUGCACACCCUGUGAGGGAGGGAGAGGAAUGAACGCCUUUAACUUUAGGUGUCCUUUUUGCACCGAGUCUGUAACGACGUGUCCAGACUGGCUCGAGCCUCUUGAAAAUUCCCAAACAUUGGCCAUAGCUUUGAUCUGUCCCUACCUACCCAAUUUUGGCAUCCAGUCUCUAGGAAUUGCUGGUUGUGCUCCAGUUUGCCAGUUCCUCUUGUUGCUCUGUUCCAGAUCUGACUGAUCUGUCGUGGUUGGUGGGGAGGGUUCCUUUGAACCACGCUCGCUCUGCUCCUCUAAUCAAAGCACAGGAGGGCACUUUCACUCCUUUCUUCUGCAGAACUUGAACAAGGAAUGUGGGAAAUUUUUUUUGUUUUGUUUUUUUUCUAGGAUUUUUAUAGUUCUAUUGUAAUUGUUUAAUGCAGCCAAUAUGCAAAGGAAUCUGCUAGAAUCUUCCAUUUACAUUUUCUACUACUGUAAACUCAGGGUCAAAAUUGCACUCUGGAACAGAUGGAACACUGCUGCUAAUGUGAUUUGUACUUUGGGAUUAAAAGAGAUGCAGUUGGAACAGA
Molecule: messenger RNA, 3672 nt
Organism: Myiozetetes cayanensis
Lineage: Eukaryota; Metazoa; Chordata; Aves; Passeriformes; Tyrannidae
Gene: TPRN
Product: taperin
Molecular function (GO): phosphatase binding
Source: RefSeq, a predicted model, not a curated record